Messenger RNA from Bactrocera oleae (olive fruit fly), 2789 nucleotides. RefSeq names its product Cyclin-dependent kinase 7 (gene Cdk7). Gene Ontology annotation, molecular function: RNA polymerase II CTD heptapeptide repeat kinase activity; cyclin-dependent protein serine/threonine kinase activity; ATP binding. Lineage: Eukaryota; Metazoa; Arthropoda; Insecta; Diptera; Tephritidae. Gene Ontology annotation, cellular component: transcription factor TFIIK complex; transcription factor TFIIH holo complex; nucleus. The record is from RefSeq and is a predicted model, not a curated record. Gene Ontology annotation, biological process: positive regulation of transcription by RNA polymerase II; protein phosphorylation.
UGUAACAUAAAUUCUACUCAUUAUCAAGUAAAAACAAACUGAUUUUAAUAAUUAAAUUCAGAUAAUUGUUUAUUUAAAUUUACUAAAUUUUUUCAUAGUAGUAUUAGAGCAAUUAUUGAAAAUAUUGAUAAUUCACAUUGAAAACGGGUAGUUACUUUGUACAGCGCCCUCUUGUCAUUGAAUCUGGCAUUAUUAUAAAUGUGUAAUUUGUAAGCACAGAAAUAGUUGCAAUAUUUAUUUCCAUCGCAGUCUUUACGCCGGUCGAUUAAAAACAAAAUAUAGUUAAGAAGUGGGGUGGUAACUUUCUGACAUAGAUAAACAUUUGUUACAAUAUAUCUGUUUGUAAAGUAUAAAAAAUAUAAAUGCAACAGUUGGACGGAAAGCUAACUCGUUAUGAGAAAAUUGCGUUUCUCGGCGAAGGUCAGUUUGCCACAGUAUAUAAGGCGCGGGAUGUGCUCACCGAUCAGAUUGUCGCAGUGAAAAAGAUUAAAAUAGGAAGCAGAGAAGAGGCUCAGGAUGGUAUAAAUCGCACUGCUUUACGUGAAAUUAAGUUGCUACAUGAGCUGCAACAUGAAAAUGUUAUUGGUUUAGUAGACGUAUUUGGUCAUAAAUCAAAUGUAUCAUUAGUGUUCGACUUUAUGGAUACCGAUUUGGAAAUUAUCAUUAAAGACCCUAAAAUUAUACUCACACAGGCAAAUAUAAAAGCUUACAUGAUUAUGACUUUAAGUGGCUUAGAGUAUUUGCAUAUGAACUGGAUUCUGCAUCGAGAUUUGAAGCCAAACAAUUUAUUGGUUAAUACUGACGGUGUACUCAAAAUCGGUGAUUUCGGUUUGGCCAAAUUUUUUGGUUCGCCUAAUCGCAUAUACACACAUCAAGUAGUGACAAGAUGGUAUAGGGCACCCGAACUAUUAUUUGGCGCGCGCCAAUAUAGCACUGGAAUUGAUAUUUGGGCUGUAGGGUGCAUACUUGCAGAAUUACUAUUACGUGUACCUUUUCUGCCAGGCGACUCAGAUCUUGACCAGCUUACGAAAAUUUUUCAAGCCCUUGGCACACCUACUGAGGAGUCUUGGCCGAAUUUAAAUAAAUUACCUGAUUACAUGCAAUUCAAACAGUUUCCUGCAAUUCCCUUACAACAUAUCUUCACAGCUGCGCCUGAUGAUCUUAUCGUAUUGGCGGAAAAGUUAUUAGCACUUAAUCCAGCACAACGCUGCACGUGUACGGAGGCAUUAUGUAUGAAAUACUUUUCCAACAAACCGGCACCAUCAAUGGGGCACAAACUACCAAUGCCUUCGAGUAACAAGCAAGCUGCCGAGGAAAGACCAAACCUCAAACGAAAGCUCAUUGAUGCCUUAGAAGGUGGCACUGUGCCAAAGAAACUUUUUUGAUUAAGAUUACAAUCGGUUAUUAAUGAUAAUAAUAAUAAUUGCAAUUCAAAUAUAUGAAUUGUUAAUUUUAUCUGUUGUUUUUAUUCUAUCAUAUCUCAUAUUAAUAUGUACAUAUAUCAAGUUAAAAAGAAACUCAAUUUAGUAUAUGUAAAAAUACAAUAUUCUUUAUUAAAAACAAUGUUCAGCAUCAAUGUUCAAAACUUAAGCGCCUUAUAAAUACAUUUUGAAUAGGUACAACUAUGAUAACGGAGCGCAUGCGCCUCUACUAUACUACACGCUAAGAGUACAAUGUGUACUUCACCUACCGAUAAAUUGCCAAUUAAAAAGCAUUUAGCGCUGAAUGCGUGUAACUAUAUAUAGUAUAUAUGAGUAAAACUACUAUAAGCCCUACCUUAAAUACAGACAUAAGUACACUUGCUAGUUUUUUUAUACGAAUCGAACGUCAAUGUACAUUGACGUGCUAAGUAAAGCGAGCAGGCAAGAUUUAAGACUACUCGUGAGAUGUUUUGGCUUUAUAUAAAAAAAUUUGUAAUUAAUCACAAUGCUUUGUAUGUUUAGGUAACAACUCACCACGGAUAAUUUCAAUUUUCAAUGGUACAUGCAUUCCAGUUUAUUUGUUUAGUAACACUUAUUUCAAUGAAACAUUCAUCGUCUUAUUCGUGAGCAGUUAACUUAAAAAUAUAAUUAUAAAAGUAAAUGUUUUGUUCAACUAAAAGUUCAAUAAAUAUUGCAGUGUCAUUGUAAAAAAAAACAUGUUUCUUGAUUUAUAUAGUUUAAUAUUUGUUCUAUUGCGAAAUUAGCUUUACAUAUGGUAUAUGAUAGUGUAAAAACUAAUCGUACAGCGGCAUUAACCUCCUUGUUUAAAUAUGUAUAUGUAUGCAUACAUUCAAUUCCCUUUUCAUUCGGUUACCGGUUUAUGCGUAAGAAAUAUGCAUUUUCUUUUAGAUCUUAAUUUUCACAUUUAAAAAGAAAAUAAUAAAAAAACGUGUUAGAAAAGUCGUGUAUAAUAAUUUUCAUUAUUAUUUAAAAAAAAAUAACUUUUGAUAUACACUCGAUAACCUUUUACACGACUAUUUUUUCAACAGAGAUUUUCAAUUCCGAUGAAAUGUUAUUAUGCUUAUUGUAAUGGGAUUUCUCUUCAUCACUAAAUACGUAUGUAUGUAUAAGCACGCUAAAAUUUAUCCUUACGUAAAUACAAAAUUUUGUGUAACUGAUAAAUAUACCUUAAAAUUGUUGUCUCUUCGUUUCAAACUUAGCAUUGAACUAUAUAAUACAGAAAAUUAUAGCAAAGCCCAAUCAGUUUAGUAUUAUUGUAUAUUUUCCCUUUUUUUAAUUGCGAAAACAAUGGACAGGUACGGCAAUACUAACGAUAAAUAAAGUUGAAAAUAAUUAUGUUUAUUCAAA